This is a messenger RNA of Triticum urartu, 1830 nucleotides long. Its product is annotated as flavin-containing monooxygenase FMO GS-OX-like 8. Gene Ontology annotation, molecular function: flavin adenine dinucleotide binding; N,N-dimethylaniline monooxygenase activity; NADP binding. The record is from RefSeq and is a predicted model, not a curated record. NCBI's taxonomy places the organism in Eukaryota, Viridiplantae, Streptophyta, Magnoliopsida, Poales, Poaceae.
CACCAGCGAAGCUUUCUACAGCACAGUGGGUGGAGUGGCUGAUCUGACAGAGAAUGCGCACAAAUAAAGGAGGCAGACGAUGCCAUUCGGUUCUUGACAAGAUCAAAUAAUUCAAUCACCUCCCCACCGCACGACAUGCCAACGUCUCGAUCGAAAAUCGACAUGGUCUCCGACGACAUCAAGAUCAAGCCAUUGCAACGGCAGAAGGUAUGCGUGAUCGGGGCGGGUAUGGCCGGGCUGGCGUCGGCCCGCGAGCUGCGGCGGGAGGGCCACGACGUGACGGUGCUGGAGCAGAGCGGCGACGUGGGCGGGCAGUGGCUGUACGACCCGAGGGUCGACGGCGCCGAACUGCUCGGCGCCGCGGCGGCGCCGGUGAAGGUGCACGGCAGCAUGUACGCGUCCCUCCGCCUCAUCAGCGCGCGGGAGAACAUGGGGUUCACCGACUUCCAGUUCGAGCCCAAGGACGGCCGCGACGGCCGCCGCUUCCCGGGCCACCGCGAGGUGUACCUCUACCUCAAGGACUUCUGUGACGCGUUCGGGCUCAUGGAGUCCGUCAGGCUCAACACCAGCGUCGUCUGUGUCGCCCCGGCGCCGGGCCCGACGCGGCAGUGGACGGUGAGGUCCGUCGAUCUCGGCAACGGCAAGUGCGAUGGUGCCGAGAAGGAGGAGGUGUUCGACGCCGUGGUGGUGGCCAACGGCCACUACUCGCAGCCGAGACUGCCGAGCAUCCCAGGCAUGGAGGCGUGGAGGGGGCGGCAGGUGCACAGCCACUCGUACAGGGAGCCGGAGCCGUUCCGCGGCGAGGUGGUGGUGGUGGUCGGGUGCGGCGAGAGCGGCAAGGACAUCGCCAUGGAGGUGCGCAGGGUGGCGAAGGAGGUGCACCUCGUCGCCAAGUCCAUGGAGGAGGUCACCCAGGGCCUCGCCAAGGUGAUCGCCAAGCACAGCGCCAGCCUGCAUCUACAGCUGCACGUGGAGCGUCUGUGCGAGGACGGACGGGUCGUGUUCGGCGACGGCUUCACUGUGCUCGCCGACACCAUCAUCUACUGCACGGGGUACAGUUACUCUUUCCCGUUCCUGGACACGGAGGGGGCGGUCACCGUCGACGACAACCGCGUCGGCCCGCUGUUUGAGCACGUGUUCCCGCCCUCGCUUGCCCCGUCGCUCUCCUUUGUCGGCAUACCCAUAAAGGUGUUUGCGCCUUGGUUCUUCGAGGCUCAGGCGAAAUGGGUGGCGCAGGUGCUGUCCGGCAAGAGGACGCUGCCGCCGGAGGAGGAGAUGAUGCGGUCCGUGGAGGAGUAUUACUGCGCCAGGGAGGUCGCCGGCGCGCCCAAGAAGUACACCCACGACGUCAGCUUGUUUGACACCACGUACAUCGACGAGUUCGGGAGCAAGUACUGCGACUUCCCUGGCGUGGAGAAAUGGCGUUACGAGCUGCUGGUGUCGUCGUUCGUCAACAUGCUCGACAACCUCGAGACCUUCCGCGAUGAGUACGAGGACAGCGACACCAUCCGCAAGGGUGUGGAGGAGUGGCACUUGUCUGCACAACAGGCCCAAGCUGCUGCUACGAAAAAACAAUCACUUGGUCUUCUCGAACAAGUAGAGUGAUCGAUCGUGCACCAUAUGAGCGCCUUCCAUUCCAUGGCAUGUCGUGUUCCACGCUUGCACACGCUCGGCAUUGAUGUAUCUAUUUCGUUUUCAUAAACGGUCUUACAAACCGCUUAUAUAAGUGCAUUUGUGUGAUUUUGUAGCAAAUUAGGUUGUAUGCGCAUCCCACGUUUUAAACACGUGGCUUUGUGAUGAGACUUUUAAAAAAGGGAUUGCUAAAACUCA